AUGAAACCUACACUAUUUACCCUCUCCUUCCUCCUCUUUGCCUUCAUAUCAAAGCUUCCAUUAGCUUUCUCAGAUGAUGUUGAACAAGUUCUGGACAUAAAUGGAAAUCCCAUUUUUCCAGGUGGAAAAUACUACAUUCUGCCAGCUAUCUUUGGUCCACCUGGUGGUGGAGUAAGACUUGGCAAAACUGGGAACUCAAAGUGCCCAGUUACUGUAUUGCAAGAUUAUUCUGAGGUUAUCAAAGGGUUGCCAGUGAAAUUCAGCAUACCAGGAAUAAGCCCUGGUAUUAUUUUUACAGGCACACCAUUGGAUAUUGCAUUUGAAAAGAAGCCUAAUUGUGCUGAAUCAUCAAAAUGGUUGGUGUUUGUUGAUAAUCAUAUUCAAAAGGCAUGUGUGGGUAUUGGUGGUCCUGAAGACCAUCCAGGAGAACAGACUCUGAGUGGAAAGUUUCACAUUCAGAAAUACAAAAGGGGUUAUAAGCUUGUGUUCUGUGUCUCUGGCUCUCCAACUUGUUUGGAUAUUGGACGUUUUGAUAAUGGUGAAGGUGGAAGACGUCUGAAUCUGACUGAGCAUGAACCCUUUGAAGUUGUGUUUGUAGAUGCUGAUUUCACUGGUGGGAUUAGGACCGUAGUUUGA
Molecule: messenger RNA, 636 nt
Organism: Gastrolobium bilobum
Lineage: Eukaryota; Viridiplantae; Streptophyta; Magnoliopsida; Fabales; Fabaceae
Product: kunitz-type trypsin inhibitor-like 2 protein
Exons: 1
Coding region: 1-636 (211 amino acids)
Molecular function (GO): endopeptidase inhibitor activity
Source: RefSeq, a predicted model, not a curated record